UGUGCGUCUGACGAAAGACCCAAACAGGAAGCGUUGCUGUCAGACAAGUAGAAACGUGAAAGUCAAAGCGAAAUGUUAAAAGACAGUGAAUUUAAUGGAAUAUGUCGUUGUUAGUCUCUUUUAGCUGUCGCCACAUGGAGUGUUUUUAGCGGGUUUCGUGUGACAAAGUGCUGCUUUAGUUACGAUGUUCCGGGCUGCAGCUACAAUGUUCUCUGUUACACCUUCACUUUGUCGAGGAGUGUUGUUCAGUAUUCGACAUUAUUGUAGGAGGACGCCAACUAAACUCAGAGUAUCACAGGCAUUUUCUGGAGCUGAACUGGGAGCCAGUGUCAAAGUGCAGGGAUGGGUUCGCUCUGUUAGAUCUCAGAAGGCAAAUCUCUUUCUCCACCUGAAUGAUGGCAGCUCUUUGCAGUCAUUGCAGGUUGUCGCCAGUCCAGAGCUGAAUGAUCCGUCGCUCACAUUCGGCAGUGCUGUUGAAGUCACAGGUGUGCUUAAGAAAAGUCCACAUCAACAUCAGCCAGUUGAACUAGAAGCAGAUCAAAUCCACAUAGUUGGAGAAUGUAACCCUGUGGAUUUUCCCUUUAAAAUCAAAGAGAGACACAGCCUUGAGUAUAUACGCCGGUUUCCUCAUCUCCGCUGUAGGACAAACGCCUUCAGCUCCCUGCUGAGAGUACGAAGUGAGGCCACCACGGCAAUUCACUCAUAUUUCAAGGAAAAUGGUUUUGUGCAGAUUCACACUCCAGUCAUCACCUCAAAUGACUGCGAAGGAGCCGGGGAGCUCUUUCAAGUUGAGCCAUCAAGCUCAGAGAGAGAAGAAAAUGAGAACUUUUUCUCUGUACCGGCCUUCCUGACUGUGUCUGGUCAGCUUCAUCUGGAAGUGAUGUCAGGGGCCUUCUCCAGGGUCUACACAUUUGGGCCUACUUUUCGGGCAGAGAACUCCCAAAGCAGACGCCACCUGGCUGAGUUUUACAUGGUGGAGGCCGAGGUCUCCUUCACAGAGUCCUUAGAGGAUCUCACCAAGGUCAUGGAGGACAUGUUCAGAUCCGCCACGGAGCAUGUCCUGGCUCACUGUGCCGAGGAUGUGGAUUUGUUUCACAAGCAUGUGACUCCUGGACACAGGAACACUGUAGAUUUUAUGCUGAAGAAGAGAUUCCCCGUGAUUACCUACAGUGAGGCGAUAGACAUCCUCAACCGCAGCUCUCAGAAAUUUGCAUUCCCAACACACUGGGGAUGCGACCUUCAGACAGAACAUGAGAAGUACCUGGUGAAACAUUGCGGCAACAUUCCAGUCUUUGUCACUGAUUAUCCUUAUGACCUCAAGCCUUUUUAUGCAAGAGACAACAAGGACCAUCCGGAGCAUACAGCAGCUGCAGUGGACCUUCUCGUGCCAGGAGUUGGAGAGCUCUGUGGGGGCUCGCUGAGAGAGGAGAGGCUGGAUUUGCUGAGGGCUCGGCUAGAAGAGGUUGGAUUAGAAGACACUUACAGCUGGUAUCUGGAUCUGAGGCGUUUUGGCUCCGUCCCUCAUGGCGGCUUCGGUCUGGGAUUUGAGCGAUAUUUGCAGUGCAUUCUUGGUGUUGACAGCAUAAAAGAUGUGAUUCCUUUCCCCAGGUUUUCCCAUUCAUGUCUUCUAUAAAACAGUUGCGUGCCUAGGAGAUAUUUUUUUUUGAGUCAGUGAAGUCUGUUUUUGUUGUUAUUCAAACACUGAAUAAAUGCUACAUUAAAUAUUG
This is a messenger RNA of Acanthopagrus latus (yellowfin seabream), 1727 nucleotides long. RefSeq names its product asparaginyl-tRNA synthetase 2, mitochondrial (gene nars2). Gene Ontology annotation, cellular component: mitochondrion. Bases 185 to 1633 code for a protein of 482 amino acids. Gene Ontology annotation, biological process: asparaginyl-tRNA aminoacylation. The transcript is spliced from 14 exons. Gene Ontology annotation, molecular function: ATP binding; nucleic acid binding; asparagine-tRNA ligase activity. The record is from RefSeq and is a predicted model, not a curated record. NCBI's taxonomy places the organism in Eukaryota, Metazoa, Chordata, Actinopteri, Spariformes, Sparidae.